Phyllotreta striolata is the source of this 3559-nucleotide messenger RNA. The record is from the annotation of a GenBank genome assembly. NCBI's taxonomy places the organism in Eukaryota, Metazoa, Arthropoda, Insecta, Coleoptera, Chrysomelidae.
CAAUAGCGCGGCGUUACCGUCAUUAACACAGCAAAGUGUUGCCUAUGUGGGGCUCGCUCUAUAGUCAUCUACUGUCUUUUCGUCGGGCCAGAGGUGUUACGGUUCACACUCUAACUCUUUACCCUUAUUUUUCACAUAAAAGAUUUUUUUUAAAUAAUAUUACAACGCGAUGGUACUUAUAAUUUAUAAAUAGUGCGAUUAUUUUUAGUGAAGUGAUUUUGUGUGAAAAUAGACUAUUUAUAUAUAAGUAUGUUUUUUUAGUUUACAUGACUCGAAAAGUGACGGUUGUAUAAAAAAAAUAAAUGUUUGGGAAUUGUUGGAAGAGCGUCGCAAUAAAUUUUUUAUGAUUUUCCUGAAGCGGUGGAGGAAUCUAGUCGAUUCUGCCGCGUCCAAACCAAACAAAUGCGUUUCGAAACAGGCAUAGACUCCGUGCUAGACCCAGCAACAAAGUCGAAGACCACCACCAUGGCCUACCACCCGUUCCUGCAACUGCCCCGCCAAACGGACUUUAGUGUAUCGUCGCUGCUGACGGCGGCCAACGGCAAUUCGACGAGCUCGACGUCGCCGCCGGGCGGCGGGUUCUUCCCGUCGGCGGCGCUCGCCGCGCUGGGGGCGCAGCAGGGCCAGCACGGCUGCUAUCCGGGCGCGUUCCUGCCGAAGAUCAACCAUCCGCAUCCGCACCACGCGCUCACCGGCCAUCCGUACACGACGGCGGAGGACGUGGUGCUGGCGGCGGUGGCGGCGCACAAUCACCAUCCGGCCAUGGUGAGGCCGUUGAGGGCCAUACAGCCCGAGGAGGACGGCGUCGUCGACGAUCCUAAAGUUACUCUCGAAGGGAAGGAUUUGUGGGAGAAGUUUCAUAAAUUGGGAACGGAGAUGGUUAUCACCAAAAGUGGAAGGCAAAUGUUUCCCCAAAUGAAGUUUCGAGUGUCAGGCUUAGACCUGAAAGCGAAAUAUAUCCUCCUGUUGGACAUUGUGGCUGCCGACGAUUAUCGAUACAAAUUCCACAACAGUCGGUGGAUGGUGGCAGGAAAGGCGGAUCCUGAAAUGCCAAAAAGGAUGUACAUCCAUCCAGAUAGUCCUUCGACGGGUGAGCAAUGGAUGCAAAAAGUCGUCUCAUUCCACAAGUUAAAAUUAACCAACAACAUCUCCGACAAACAUGGAUUCUUGAAAGACAAAGCGGUAGAACUUCUGACGAUAUUGAACUCCAUGCACAAAUACCAACCCAGGUUUCACUUAGUUAGGGCCAACGAUAUUUUGAAACUUCCUUAUUCGACGUUUCGGACGUACGUCUUCAAGGAAACCGAAUUUAUAGCAGUGACAGCGUACCAAAACGAGAAGAUAACUCAACUGAAAAUCGACAAUAACCCUUUCGCCAAAGGAUUUCGAGAUACGGGUGCCGGGAAACGAGAAAAAAAGCAGGCCAUGCUAGCGCAGAGGCAUACGGACGAUAAAACCACGCAUCCGCUACCAGCUCGCAUGUCCGCCGACAGUAGUACCGUUUCCAAGACGGACGAUUCGGAAUUGGACGUGGUGGGUACUGCGGACAGUCCCAGACCUUCGUUACAUUCUUCUACACCAAUCGCCUCGUCUUUGAAUCAAACUGGUGCAGAAGAAGAUUCGAUCCGAAGGCGCCUCCACGAAGAUUCCGGUUCGGAGAGCAGCUGUUCGGAGUCGCCGGGCAGCACGGCGUUCCGACCGAGACCGGCGUCGUCGCCCAAAGAAUCGCCGGCGGGCCCGUCGAACCCGUCGGGCGAGUACCCGUCGCCCAACAUCAGCGUCGGGCCGCCCAUCCACCCGCCGCCGCACCUGCUGCCGUACCUCUACCCGCCGGGCAUGUACCCGGGCGCCGGCCACUCGCCGUUCGGGCCGCCGCUGAGCCUCUUCGCCGGCGCCCACGGGCCCGGCAUGAACCCCGGGCUGCUGUUCAACGCGCAGCUGGCGCUGGCCGCCCAGCAUCCGGCGCUCUUUUCGCACUACCAGAACCUGACGCACGCCGGCCCGCACGGGCACCACCUGUCGCCCACGUCGCCCAUCCACGGCCACCUGAAGGGCGGGCACCGGUUCGCGCCGUACGCGCUGCCCAAUUCGGGCGGCGGCGGCGGCGGGGUGAGCUCGUCGCCGUUGGGCAGCGCGUUCGAGACGGUGACGCCCGGGUCGCAUACGCGGAGCUUGAGCAACUCGCCGUCGGGGAGGGCGCGGAGCGGGUCGGCGUCGCCGCCGGCGCCGGCGCCGGCGCGGCCGGGCUCGGCGUCGCCCAAGCCGGAGACGGCCGGGUCGCCGAGCGAUUUGAAGAGCAUCGAGAAGAUGGUGAACGGGUUGGACGUGAAGCACGAAGACAAUGAAAAAGAAUCAAUCAACUACUUACAAUACCUUCGUUAUCGACUAAGAAGUUGCCAUCCAUUCUAUGAAAUCCACUGAAUUUAAAUUUCAUCAUAAAACUAUUUGCUAUCUUAUACGCACAUUGCUUUUUACAAUUUUUUUUGCAUUCGUUGACACCGCACUAUAAAUUUACCUAAAUUCGUAUCCUCUUUAGUGCCAAAAUUCUUACCAAAUUUCAGUUCUUCUACCACUAUGUCUUCGAACGCAAGAAAAGUAGAACGAUUUUGGAACCAAUUUUCAAUUGAACCGUUACAUUUCGCAUGAUAGAUGUAAAGAUAGUGGACCUGUGAUAGAACCUUGUGGAAUUCAAUUUUUUGCACUGUCACAAUUGACGAUUCAAUUGAACUGGAUCACGCGAGUGAUUUUUAAAAAGGGCCUUCGCACAAAAGAUUUACUCCCAACUCUAACGGUAUUCAAUUUCACAACCAAAUUUCUCUUACUGUUAUAAGAAAUUUUAAAUACAUUUCUUGUAAGUGUAUUUUUUAUUUCGUUAUAAAUUGUACGAGGGAAAAAUUCAAUUCACUUGCGCGAUCUAUAAUAUUUAUUGUGAGGGUAAUAGUGAUCUCAAAUAAAUUUUUGAGUGACCGGUUUUCUAAACGUUUGGGAUGUUUUUGCAAUAAAGAAUAGCUCAUGAAAACUGUUUCCUAAUGGAUAAAUUAAAAAUUGGCAUUUUUAAUUUUUUGCUACGAAGGAUUUGAAGUGUUGUAAGGAUCACUUUGAAUUUGAAAAAAAAGUGCUUUUCCUACAAGCUUAUUGAGUACAAAUUACAUUUAUACGUGUAUUUUGUGGAAGAAAAAAUAUUAGGAGAUUAUGCAAUUUUUAGUUUAUUUUUUAUUGGUGCUGCUAUUUUUAGUUUUUUAUUUGGGCACUAAAAGUUAUAUGAUUUCUUGUUAAAGGGCGAUUUACAUUUUUUACUUACUACGUGUUUUCAUCAAUUGCCUAGGUCAAUUAUUUUGUGCUCUGUAAGUUUUUGUAAGAAAAAAUUGUAAAUCACCCGUUUGACAAAAUAAUGUGCGUUUAAAAUGAAAACUGUUUUAAACACAUUAUUGCUUUUAAAAAUAAUUUAAAUUUAAUUUUUCCUUAGUUUAUGAUUUUUAGUGCCAUUUUCAUAGUGAUUUUUUAGACUGUAUCCACAUAAAAAUCGUACGAAUAAAUAAAUAUAUUAUAUACAUAGUUU